Messenger RNA from Westerdykella ornata, 672 nucleotides. RefSeq lists its product as uncharacterized. Bases 1 to 672 code for a protein of 223 amino acids. The record is from RefSeq and is a predicted model, not a curated record. The transcript has 2 exons. Lineage: Eukaryota; Fungi; Ascomycota; Dothideomycetes; Pleosporales; Sporormiaceae.
AUGGAGAACCCAGUGGACGAAAUUCCUACCGUGAUACAUACCCUCGUACAGUCCUCGCCACUGCAACAGCAUGACGCGAUCGAGAAAUACUACGCGCGCAGCGCCGAAUUCGUACACCCGCUAUGCAGAACUUGGAAAUGGCACAACUCAAGGUUUCUUAUCCAUGCUAUCUACAGAUGGUAUAAGGUCAUGUGUCCUGGCGUCGAGAUUACCGUGAACUCCGUCGCUUUCGAUGAGGAAAACCUCAUCCUCUACGUCUCCUUGACAGAAACUCUUCGCAGCCGGCUCCUCCCCUUCUACCGCACUCCCGUUUCCAUGGUAGCUGUUAUCCGUCUUGAGUACCAUCCUCCCAACAAUAAAUACUACAUCAAGAGCAAGAACAACCUGUAUCAGCAAGACCAGUUGGUUAAAUUUAUCCCCCUUAUACCCGGCCUGCCGCUUUUGGUGAUGAUGAUGCAAUACUUGGGAACAGUAGUGGCUUUGUUCAUGGCCCUGCUGUUACUACCGGUCACUGUGGUGAAGGAGUUGUGGUCUUCGCAGGGUAUGAGGGAGGGAAUGGUGAACGGGGUUCAGCAGUGGGUGGGAAAGAAAGGAGGCAGCUAUGGAGGUCAGAAGAUGGAUUUGCCGAACGGGCUUCCGCCGAAGAAGACCAUUCGGAUUGUGAAUACUUGA